This is a messenger RNA of Aureobasidium melanogenum CBS 110374, 1755 nucleotides long. RefSeq lists its product as uncharacterized. The transcript has 2 exons. Bases 1 to 1755 code for a protein of 584 amino acids. NCBI's taxonomy places the organism in Eukaryota, Fungi, Ascomycota, Dothideomycetes, Dothideales, Saccotheciaceae. The record is from RefSeq and is a predicted model, not a curated record.
AUGUCUCGCUCUCGGACAGAUGACUUUGGAUAUGCCUAUCCUCACGUUGAGCUCAACUUUGACAACUUCGAGCUCAACCUCGACCUCGCUACUUCGAAUCCAGGUUCACACUCUCCCUCGUCGCGUCCCAACUUCCGUCUCCCAGCCUCUCUCGCCGAACGUCUGUCUGCUCUUCGCUCUGAGCGAUCAACACGGAGUCCUCUCUUGACUCUUCCAAGGCUCGUGCCUGAUGACACAUCUGAACCUCAACCUACAUCAGUGACUGAGCCUUCCCAAGCUUGGGCGCCUGCUACCACUGCCACGUCGCAGGAAUCUCCUUUGUUGGGUGCUACAGCUGCGAGACCGAGAACAGAAGGAGAAGGGCAAAUAAGGGAAGACAACACGGCUUUGAUAUCUCGCAUAUUGUCUGUCGCAGCUGCCACCACUGCCGCUACUCUCCUCGAUGGUGAUCAAGAAGCAAUAGCAGAAGCUCAUAGCGUGAGCGGCGAUGGUACUUUCAGCAACUUCCUCCAGUCCUUGGAAAGUGGUCGUUUGGCAUCAGCUCUCAGACAAGGGGGUCAGACUUCGGCCAAUGCACCCCUCAACUUCUUCCGAAUGUUUCGCUUUGGUUCGGCGAGAGAUGCUCCUAGAGAUGCCAAUGACCCAACGUCUGCUCAGUCAGCUGGCGCUGAUGGACGCAUGGUUCCAGUCAUCAUUGUGGGUAUCCGAUCUGUAAACCAAACAAACGCGAAUGGUGCUCAAGAUGCCGCCAUGCCACCUUUUCUGGAUGCCUUGUCUGCCCUGCCAAGAUCACCCUUGAAUGGCGAGAGUGACAGUAUCGACCACAUUCUAGAUCCGACACCGACACAUCGUUUCAGUCAUCGUCGACGGGCUUCCAUGGGUGGUCAAUCCAACUUUCCAGCGGCAUAUGAUUCCCAACGUCACUCGUUGACCCCCGAUCGUACACGAUCGCGCUCCAUAAACACCUCUCGACCCCCUUUAAGCCCUGCUCUUUCGCGAGUAGGUUCGGCCAGCUCUGCUAUCCCGCCCCAACGUCCUACGUCUAGCCGUUCGAAUUCCAACUUUUCUGACCGUCGUGAGAGCAUCAUUCGGACCACUACAACAACCACAACCCUCGAAACUACGGCAGAGAACGCCCCACUUAGACCUCGCCCGCAUCGACCGCGCCGACUUAGCGAGUCAGACUAUGGACAUCGUGGUUACUCUUCUCGGCGUAAUGGUUUUGUUGAACCCGAUAAUGCAGCAGGCGAGAAUACCCGUAGUUGGAUUAUCUAUGUCCUCGGUGGAAGCUAUCCCGAGAAUCACCCCAUCAUUACUACCCCAAGUCUUUAUACAGACUCGCCCACUUACGAAGACAUGAUGCUUCUCUCAGCGCUUCUAGGACCUGCCAAGCCUCCUGUGGCCAGCGAGCAAGAUGUUGCCGAUGCUCCCGGCAUCUUCAGAAUCCAAAGUACUGAGGAUUCUCUCGUUGCUGUUGCCCCUGAAGGUGAUGACAGGAUUACUUUGAGCUCCGAGCAACGUUGUCUUGUAUGUCUCUGUGAUUUUGAGCAUGACGAAGAGGUCAGACGCCUUGUCAAAUGCAACCAUCUCUUCCACAAGGAGUGUAUCGAUCAGUGGCUUACCAAAGGCCGAAAUUCUUGUCCACUUUGCAGAGGGCAAGGUGUCGAUGAAAAAGAGAAAACUCCUACCGAAGACGCACCUUCGAGUCCUCCAAUCGAGGUUGCUUCCACUCCAGACACGUCCGUCACGUUCUGA